Hemicordylus capensis (graceful crag lizard) is the source of this 4078-nucleotide messenger RNA. RefSeq names its product mitogen-activated protein kinase kinase 4 (gene MAP2K4). Gene Ontology annotation, molecular function: ATP binding; JUN kinase kinase activity. Gene Ontology annotation, biological process: protein phosphorylation; MAPK cascade. The transcript is spliced from 14 exons. The record is from RefSeq and is a predicted model, not a curated record. The coding region runs from base 696 to 1757 and encodes 353 amino acids. NCBI's taxonomy places the organism in Eukaryota, Metazoa, Chordata, Lepidosauria, Squamata, Cordylidae.
CCGCUGCCGGGGAGGGGUUAUCCUUACGCCGAGAGGGUGGGAGGGAGCGACGGAGAGAAGCGGGGCCCCACCACCAGCUCGGAGGCGGAGGACUGGCGGCGGUUUGGGUCGCUCGGGGCCAGGGAGGCUGGCGCCUGUUGUCCCGAGUUGGGGCUCCGGGUGUCCCGCCAGCUGCCUGGCGCUGAGGCGGGAGUGGGCGGGCGAGCAGGCGGGCGGGCGAGCGCGCGGGACGGGGAGGGGGUCGGUCCGCUGCGCUGCUCCUGCUGCUGCAUUGCAGCCUCCCUCGCUCCCGCCGUCCGUCCAUCCGUCCUUCCUCCUCCCUCCCUUCCUUCGCGUCUGGCGCGCUGCACAAUGGCGGCUCCCAGCCCCGGUCCCGGCUCUGGCUCCGGCGGCGGGUCCCAGGCGGCGCACACGGCAGUCAGCAGCAUGCAGGGAAUUAACAAAUACGUUAGCAGUAUGGCCUGAAGAUAUCAGUGGCUGACAUCUGGACUAGCACUGUGCUGGUGCGACAGUGCUGGCAUCUACACUAAGCUGCACCAACAGGCUUUCAGAUAAACUUCUGUGAAAAAGCACAAAGUAAGCGCAGAGCACUGAAGCUGAAUUUUGCAAACCCACCAUUCAAAUCCACAGCGCGAUUUACUCUGAACCCUACUGGAGUCCCUUUUCAGAAUCCACACAUUGAUACACAAGCAACAAUGGGUAGUAAUCACAUUGCCCCGUUCACUUUCAAAAGGAGAGAAGCGGAGAUGAUCGUGAAACUUUCCAGCAGGCUACAGGAGAGACUGAGAACACACAGCAUUGAAUCAUCAGGAAAAUUGAAGAUUUCCCCUGAACAGCAUUGGGAUUUUACUGCAGAGGACUUGAAAGACCUUGGAGAAAUUGGACGAGGCGCUUAUGGUUCUGUCAACAAAAUGGUCCACAAACCAAGUGGGCAAAUUAUGGCCGUUAAAAGAAUCCGGUCAACGGUGGAUGAAAAAGAACAGAAACAACUUUUGAUGGAUUUGGAUGUAGUUAUGAGAAGUAGUGACUGCCCAUAUAUUGUUCAGUUUUAUGGAGCACUCUUCAGAGAGGGUGACUGUUGGAUCUGUAUGGAGCUCAUGUCUACCUCGUUUGAUAAAUUUUACAAAUAUGUAUAUAGUGUAUUAGAUGAUGUUAUUCCAGAAGAAAUUCUAGGCAAAAUCACUUUAGCUACUGUGAAAGCACUAAACCACUUAAAGGAAAACUUGAAAAUCAUUCACAGAGAUAUUAAACCUUCCAAUAUUCUUCUGGACAGAAAUGGAAAUAUUAAACUCUGUGAUUUCGGCAUCAGUGGACAACUUGUAGACUCCAUUGCCAAAACCAGAGAUGCUGGGUGCCGGCCCUACAUGGCACCAGAGAGGAUAGACCCCAGCGCAUCCAGGCAAGGAUACGACGUUCGCUCUGAUGUCUGGAGCUUAGGGAUUACAUUGUACGAGUUGGCAACAGGACGGUUCCCCUAUCCCAAAUGGAACAGUGUCUUUGAUCAGCUGACCCAAGUCGUCAAGGGAGACCCACCACAGCUGAGCAACUCUGAGGAACGGGAGUUCUCCCCAAGCUUCAUCAACUUUGUCAACUUGUGCCUUACAAAGGACGAGUCCAAAAGGCCAAAGUAUAAGGAGCUUCUGAAACAUCAGUUCAUUCUAAUGUAUGAGGAACGAACCGUGGAUGUUGCGUGCUACGUUUGUAAAAUCCUGGAUCAAAUGCCAACAACUCCCAGCUCGCCAAUGUAUGUCGAUUGAUAUUGCUGCUACAUCAAAACUCUAGUGCAAAUGCUGAGAGAAAGCAGGAUGUACAGAAUCUUCACCCCAUAUUGCAGUGUUUUACCGCUCACCCAGACACCAUGUGCAAUAAUGUUGGUGUUUUUCUUCCAUUCUGUCUGUAUAUUAUUGUCACUUAUAAAGUGCAUCCAUGUAAUACCUGAUCACACAGUGUUAGUGUCGGUCAAAGAGAGACCUCAUUUUGCUCUUUUUGUGGACAUAUUCAUAAAAUGUGGAAAUAAGUAACAUUUUAUUUGUUGACCAUGAUUGGAUAGCACCUAAAGUUAAUUUCUAGACUCAAGAGACUUCUCAGCAGCUACUGGAAUGAUUUUUAUUUUCUCAAACUCUUCCAAUUGUUACAGAUAAUUUAAAAGAAAGGAGGUCAGGUGUUGGUCUCUCUGAACAUAAAGAGACUUUGCUUAGGGAGAGAGGAACUAGUGCAGCCAAAUGAGCAACUUCUGGAGCAAGCAGAGGCAAAGGAGGGAUAUAUAUAUAUAUAUCUUCACAAAGUGCAAUAGAUUAAUUGAUCUGAAAUUCUGUUGUUUUAUAGUCACAGUAUAUGUUUUGAGGACAGUGUGGCUCAGCAGAACUUCAUGUUUUGGGUGGGGGGAGGAGAAGUGAUCAUGUAAAAUAGACCAUGUCUUUACCAAAAAAAAUAAUUAAAAAUGCAUUGCAUUGAAAGAGGCUAACACACUCUUAAGAGAUUCUUAUCUUUUCCAAGCAAGCCACUCUUCAGUAGAACUAGGCAUCCUGUAAAUUGUUACCUGGUGAGAUAAGACUUUGAUCUGAGGAAUUAUUAAACUACUCAACUGAAUUCAACUGGCUUGUGACCCCUGAUUUCUAACAACAUUAUGCUCAUUAGCUGGCUGAACUUUCACCUCUGAAAGGGUACUGGGCAGCCUCAGCUGUGAAAAGCUAUGUUACGUUAUUAAUCAUUAAAUAUUUGUAAUUAACCUCCACCCAGCUCUCCAAAUUUGUAAUCCAGGACCUUCCCACAGAACUCCAGGUAUGACUUGGAAUCUGUGCUUCAUGUCUGAUACCCACCAUCUGAUUAAAUAAGCUUCCCUCAUCUCCUUUUGGAUUGUUGGGCUCCCAGGCCCCUACAAAAGGGAUACUAACUAUGCUUGAUUUUAUUUUGUGGGUGAAUUCAGUCUCUUGUGACUUUACAGAAAUAAAAUUUAGUUCUUCUGAGAAAUCUUUCCUAACAAAACAAUAAAUGGGAGAAAUGGAAUGUCCAGUUCUUCAAAAUAUUUGACAGAAAUAUAAAACCUAUUUAUUGAGAGAGGAAGGAAAGUGGUAUUAUGAUGUAUCCACAAUUAUCUGGACUUCCAACAGGCAGCCCCUACAUAUAUGACUAGGAGUAUUGUAUGGGAUUAAGCCUUGCCAGUGUGCGUGUCAGUGAUGAAAAGAAUCCAUUGCUGUCACCAGUUAACAAACUCUCCACGAGUUUGCCAGCUAGUGAAUAGGCUUUUACUGGCAAACACACUAUCCGUGCAAGAACAUGGUUAACCCCAAUAAGAGGCUGGAUUAAAAUGUACUGUGGCAUCCAAAUGGAAGCCAGUGGAGGCUCUUCAAGUGCAGCCCUUCUUCCCUGCAGUCCUCAGCGGAGGGCUUUCAGUCCUCUCCAGAGCCUCCCGGCUGGCAUGUGCCUCUCUCCUCGUUAUGUCCCCUUCUCAUUGUCAAAAGCUGGACAGCCCAAGCCCCCACUUUCCCUGUGCUACCCUCCUGUAUUUUCGCAGAAAAAUUCCAUUCCAUCGAUCAGGAAAUGGUAGUAGCGUCCCAUUCAGGCUCAGUGGAUGGUUGAGAAAGAGACAGACAGAUCUAGCAUAUUAAUCAUAGAUUGUCAUAUUAUACUAUUAAGGGUGCAGCAUUUAUAUUACAGUGUAUGUUUAUAAAGAUGUAUAGUGUUCAGAAGCUGUGAAAAUAGUGUAAGAACUGUACAUUGUGAGCUCUGGUUAAUUUUUCUUCUUCUUGUACCAUAGAAAAAAAUGUAUAAAAGUUUAUUGAGAAGCUGAUGUGCAGGGAUAUUGCCUUAUCGUCUGUAAGUAAAAUGGAGUUUGACAACAGAAUGGCUUCUAAGAGCUUCCAACUAUUUUAUCCUCUCUUGAUUUGACUUCUUCCUCUUAUAUUUAAAAUAUUCUACAUGGAAUCAAAGUGUUAAUGUAAUAGUUCUAUCCCCCCCCCCGCCUGCAGGUCAGUUGUAAUAAAUCAAGGAUGCGACUGUGACCUUGUUAUUCUUGUUAUGAGGUCAGACGCAUGAUAGGGAAAUCAAUAAAUGCUAACUGAAAUGUUUUUUAAAAUGC